Messenger RNA from Suillus paluster, 1175 nucleotides. Its product is annotated as cytokine-induced anti-apoptosis inhibitor 1, Fe-S biogenesis-domain-containing protein. Gene Ontology annotation, cellular component: cytoplasm. The transcript is spliced from 3 exons. The record is from RefSeq and is a predicted model, not a curated record. Gene Ontology annotation, biological process: iron-sulfur cluster assembly. Lineage: Eukaryota; Fungi; Basidiomycota; Agaricomycetes; Boletales; Suillaceae. Gene Ontology annotation, molecular function: iron-sulfur cluster binding. Bases 101 to 1069 code for a protein of 322 amino acids.
AUCUGAUUAAUGGACUCUGGGUGAUUCAUUUUUCAGCUGACUAGCUUCCCUUCCUCCCUUCCGUCAUUCAUUGCUCCGUGUACAGCGUUUGGCUUUUCUGAUGACACCGACGGCUAUCUACACUCCUUCUCCCCCCCCAAUCACCCUAGAAGUCAAGAAACCCUCAAUCAAUGGAUCACCCUACGAAAUUCUCAAAGGGCCUGCCCUUGCGAUAGGUUCAUUGGACACUGCUCAGGAUGGAAAGUACCAGUCACUUCUUAUCCGUCUCGAUGCACAGGCAGGGCAGGCCGCCGAAAGGCAGAUGCUUGAUCGGCUCGUCGAUGGAGCAAUUACGUUGGCUCCAUCGAGCUAUACUUCCAUCCAUGUUGUGCUCUCCGCAUCAGAAUAUACUUCACUCUUGCCAAAUCUGCAAUCUCUCCUUCAACAGAUCCUCGCUGGUCUAUCCCCCCUGGGAACUCUCCACCUUCUUAAUAUAACUGCGGGCUUCCUGAGUCUGCCUCAGGAGUUGACUCUCGCUGGAUUCACUGUCAUCGAGAGCGUGAGAGAUGGUGCCGACGCCAGAAUAAUUGCUCAGAAGCCUUUGCCAAUCGCAAUGCCUCUACCUUCCGCACUUCUUCUCCGAAAGAAGACCAACCCUGCCAAGCAGUCCUCUAAAAAGGCACUUUGGGCCCUCUCCUCACCCUCCACUCCCACCAUUGAUUCCGAAGCCCUCCUGACAGCGGCAGAUCGUGUGCGUCCAGUCCCCACGUGCGAGCCUGUCAUUGCAGGUGCGCCAAGGCGUAAGAAGGCGUGCAAGAAUUGCUCAUGUGGCCUUGCUGAGCUUGAAGCCGAGGAAACCAAUGCAGGUAAAGUAGUUCUGCUCGACAGCGACAGCGCUGUGGAGGUGGGGGUUGGUGACGUGGCGAAGAGUUUGAGUGCCGCCGCUAAAGCUGCACCCAAGGCAACUAGCAGCUGUGGAAGCUGCUUCUUGGGCGAUGCAUUCCGAUGCGCCAGCUGUCCAUAUCUUGGUCUGCCUGCAUUCAACCCGGGCGAGAAAGUGGAGAUUGACAUCGGGAUGGAUGAUAUCUGAUCAUUAUCAUUACACUAACAUCUUUGUGACGAUGUCGCCAUACCUCCAAGUAUGUAAACGCUGUAUGACAUUAUUUACAUUGUACCAUAUGACUUACGACACAUUA